AUGGCCUGCUUCAACUUCCUCACCCUCCCCGGCGAGCUGCGGAACAUGAUCUAUCGCUUUACACUCACGACAGACCCCCCCAAUCUGGAACGAGAGCACAAAUAUGACUGCAAGCUUUGCACUUGGGAUCCGAACGAGCCGCAAAAGUCGACGUGGAUGGACUACAAGAGGAUACCAGGCUGCAGGUGCUGGGCCCGCUCCGGACUCACCCUGCUCCUGGCCGACCGCCAGAUCUACUGGGAGGCUGCCCCGAUAUUCUGGGCCGAAAAUCAUUUUACUUUUUAUGGAGUGAAGUCAUUCCUCACGGUCGGAACACAACUGCGGCCCCGGUGGCGGAAAAUGUUGCGCAGUAUCAGCAUUUUUGACUUUUAUGAGCCCGCGUAUGAAUGGUCCUCCGACGCCAGGCUUACGCGCGUAUUGAUCAAGUGUCGCAGUCUUCGCAGGCUGGAACUAGAUCUCCGCUUGGCCUGCGUGCUGUUUUUCCGAGCUCCAACCCGGAAUCGUCCCGAUCCGCAACUGGCUGCCUGGGAGGACAUGAAACGACUGCUACCCGAAUUGAAGACAUUCACACAUACGUGGACGCUGCGCAUCGACGUUGGAUUUGUCAGGCAAGGCCGAAACGAAACUAUGGCCCGCUUCUUCAUAACAGGCUCCUCCGACGGCCUCGGCUCCCUGACAGCCCAGCGCCUCAUCAAGCAGGGCCACUCAGUGGUCCUGCACGCCCGCAGCGCCCAGCGCGCAGAAGACGCGCGAAAGGCCUGCCCCGGGUCCGACGCCGUGCUGGUCGCCGACCUGACCUCCAUCGAGGAGACCAAGGCCCUGGCGGCGGAGGCGAACAAGCUGGGGCCGUUCGACGCCGUCCUGCACAACGCAGGCCUGUUCACGGGGUACGAGAAGGUCCCCGGAAAGUCCGGACUGCCCAGCCUGUUCACCGUCAACGUCCUGGCGCCCUACAUCCUGACAGCCCUGAUGGAGCGGCCAAAGAGGCUCGUCUACGUCAGCUCGGGGCUGCACGAGGGCGGGCAGACGAGGCUGGACUCGCUCGAGGGGUCGCUCUAUGCCGACUCGAAGGUGCACAUCAUCAUGCUCGCCAAGGCGCUCGGGAGGCGGUGGGGCGGCGUCGAGAGCAAUUCUGUUGACCCCGGCUGGGUGCCCACCAAGAUGGGCGGGAGCAGUGCGACGGGAGAUAUCGAGGGCAGCAUCAAGAGUUAUAUGAUGCUGGCGCUCGGCGAGGGUGCUGCGAAGGGCAAGACUGGCAAGCACUUCUACGACUCCAAGGAGAAGUCCUGUCUGGAGGCUGCGAAUGAUGAGGCGGCGCAGGAUACGCUCCUGAAGAAGUUGGCAGAGAUCAGUGGCGUUGAGCUCCCUCAAUAG
Molecule: messenger RNA, 1374 nt
Organism: Diaporthe batatas
Lineage: Eukaryota; Fungi; Ascomycota; Sordariomycetes; Diaporthales; Diaporthaceae
Exons: 3
Coding region: 1-1374 (457 amino acids)
Source: RefSeq, a predicted model, not a curated record